GCGAUCCUCCGGAGCGGCUGCGGGGAGCGGCGGGCGGCCGGGCCAGCAUGCAUCCCCGCCCGCUGCCGCUACCCUAGCGGGAUUACCGAGCCAGCUGCCAGCAUGAUUUCAUCUGCUGGAGGAUUUUUGCAUCUGAUCGCUUGAAGGUUUUGUUUUGUGUGUGUGGUUUUUUUUUUUUCCUUCCCCUCUUUUUUUUUUUUUUUAUUUUUUUUUUCCUCCCUCUGUCUUUGUUUCCUUCCCCCCUUUUCCCCCCCUUCCCCUCCCUCCGUCCCCCCUUUCCUCCUCCUCCUCUUUUUUAGAAGCAGCAAUCGGAGAUGGAUGUCUCUCUUUGCCCUACCAAGUGCACUUUCUGGAGGGUAUUUUUGCUCUGGAGCAUUUGGGGAGACUAUCUGCUUUCGGUGCUGGCUUGCCCUGCUAAUUGUCUUUGCAGCAAGACAGACAUCAAUUGCAAGAAGCCGGAUGAUGGGAACCUCUUCCCUCUCUUGGAAGGGCAGGAUUCAGGCAGCAGCAAUGGCAACACGAGCAUCAAUAUCACGGACAUCUCAAGGAACAUCACUUCCAUACACAUAGAGAACUGGAAGAACUUGCAGACGUUGAAUGCUGUAGACAUGGAGCUGUAUACGGGACUCCAGAGGCUGACAAUCAGGAACUCAGGACUACGAAAUAUCCAGCCACGCGCCUUUGCGAAGAACCCUCAUCUGCGCUACAUAGACCUCUCUGAUAACCGGCUCACCACCCUGUCAUGGCAACUCUUCCAGACGCUGCGGCUCUUUGACCUGAGAUUAGAGAGGAACCCUUUUAACUGCAGCUGUGACAUCCGUUGGAUCCAGCUCUGGCAGGAGAAGGGAGAGGCCAACCUGCAGUCCCAGAAACUGUACUGCAUGAACUUGGACACAGCCGUCAUCCUUUUGCGGGACAUGAACAUCACCCAGUGCGACCUCCCUGAGAUCAGUGUAAGCCAUGUGAACCUGACUGUGCGGGAAGGGGAGAAUGCUGUCAUCACCUGCAAUGGCUCAGGAUCACCACUGCCCGAUGUUGACUGGACUGUGGCAGAUCUGCAUUCUAUCAACACACACCAGACCAACCUCAACUGGACCAACGUUCAUGCCAUCAACCUGACUUUGGUGAACGUCACCAGCGAGGACAAUGGCUUCCUGCUUACCUGUAUUGCUGAGAACGUGGUGGGGAUGAGCAAUGCCAGCGUUCUGCUCACUGUCUACUAUCCCCCUCGCAUCCUUACUCUGGAGGAGCCGGUGCUGCACCUGGAGCACUGCAUUGCCUUUGCAGUGCAUGGGAAUCCAGCUCCUACCCUUCACUGGCUGCACAAUGGUCAGAUCCUCCGGGAGACAGAGAUUAUCCACAUGGAGUUCUACCAACAAGGGGAAGUGUCUGAGGGUUGCCUUCUCUUCAACAAACCCACUCACUAUAACAACGGCAACUACACUAUUGUGGCCACCAACCAGCUGGGGUCAGCCAACCAGACCAUCAAAGGACACUUCCUUGAGAAGCCCUUUCCAGAGAGUACGGACAACUUUGUCUCAAUUGGUGACUAUGAAGUGAGUCCUACCCCACCAAUCACUGUGACCCACAAACCAGAGGAGGACACGUUUGGGGUUUCCAUAGCGGUUGGGCUGGCAGCUUUUGCUUGUGUCCUCUUGGUGGUCCUCUUUAUUAUGAUCAACAAGUAUGGCCGACGGUCCAAGUUUGGGAUGAAAGGUCCCGUGGCAGUGAUCAGCGGAGAGGAGGAUUCUGCCAGCCCACUCCACCACAUCAACCAUGGCAUCACAACACCUUCGUCCCUGGAUGCUGGCCCGGACACAGUGGUGAUCGGCAUGACCCGCAUCCCCGUCAUCGAGAACCCCCAGUACUUCCGACAAGGUCACAACUGCCACAAGCCAGACACGUAUGUCCAGCAUAUUAAGAGGAGAGACAUCGUUUUGAAGAGGGAGCUGGGAGAAGGUGCCUUUGGGAAGGUGUUCUUGGCCGAGUGUUACAACCUCAGCCCCACCAAUGACAAAAUGCUGGUGGCAGUGAAGGCACUGAAAGACCCCACUUUGGCAGCCCGCAAGGACUUCCAGAGGGAGGCAGAGCUGCUCACCAACCUGCAGCAUGAGCACAUCGUCAAGUUCUAUGGUGUGUGUGGAGAUGGUGACCCACUCAUCAUGGUCUUUGAGUACAUGAAGCAUGGGGACCUGAACAAGUUCCUGAGGGCACAUGGCCCAGAUGCUAUGAUCCUCGUGGAUGGGCAGCCUCGACAAGCCAAAGGGGAGCUAGGGCUAUCCCAGAUGCUCCACAUCGCUAGCCAGAUCGCCUCUGGAAUGGUGUACCUUGCCUCCCAGCACUUUGUCCAUAGAGACCUGGCCACCAGGAACUGCUUGGUCGGAGCCAACCUGCUGGUGAAGAUUGGAGACUUUGGGAUGUCAAGAGAUGUCUACAGCACUGAUUACUACAGGGAAGGGCCGCGUCCGAAGGGCCAGCUCAGCGCAGCGUGGCAGCGACACAGACUGGCACCGCCGGCAGCUGCAACAGUGGGAGGACACACCAUGCUGCCUAUCCGUUGGAUGCCUCCGGAGAGCAUCAUGUACAGAAAGUUCACAACAGAGAGUGACAUCUGGAGCUUCGGUGUGGUGCUGUGGGAGAUCUUCACCUAUGGGAAGCAGCCGUGGUUUCAGCUCUCAAACACAGAGGUCAUUGAGUGCAUUACCCAAGGCCGAGUUCUGGAAAGACCUCGAGUCUGUCCCAAGGAGGUUUACGACAUCAUGUUGGGCUGCUGGCAGAGAGAACCUCAGCAACGGCUCAACAUCAAGGAGAUCUACAAGAUCCUCCAUGCUCUGGGCAAGGCCACACCAAUCUACCUGGACAUCCUUGGCUAGCAGUGGCCACUUGUCAAAAGCCCCCGAUCCUUCCUUCCGUCCUUCCUUCCCUCUCCCCCUCCCAAGUCCUUUGCCCCUCAGCUCCCAAACAAACAUCUUCAAUAUAAACUCAAGUGCCUGCUACACAUACAACACUGAAAACAAAACAAAACAAAAAGCAAACCCAACACAAUUCCCACAAAACAACAACCUGUAAGGCAGUUUGGCUUAUAUAUAUUUAUAGAUAUCUCUAUUCUAUAUAUAACUUCCACACCAAUACAGAAAGAAGCUGCUGUUACAGAAAAAUUAUAAGACUUUAAAAAAAAAGAAAAAAAAGUAACAAAUAAGGGAGAAAAAGUACUUAAAUAUAUAUAUAGUUAAAAAAAAAAAAAGAAAGAAAUGAGAAGGUAUCUUUCCCCUGAGCAAUGAAGCAGCGUGUUGUCAUCCUGCUGUGAGUAUGGCUCAGGCUGCUGGGCAGGGCUUGAGUCUGGCUACAGCAGCAAUGUUAGCCUGAAUAGGUGCUCUGGGAGGAAAGCCCAGCCCCAGUUGUACGAUAUGCACUGAAUGUGUGAAAAGAGUCCUCCCUUCUUGUCCUUGCCUCCCUUCCUUCUUCCCAGCCCACAGGUGAUGGGCACAAAGACAGGGCAGUGCCCCUGGACAAAUUGUCUUUUACCAAACCUUUCCUUCCCUCUCCAUCCUUCCCCGUCCCUCUCUGCCUUUUUCUUCCCUUCGACAUUUCAGGACAAUUUUUCUAAUUUGCUGAUUCUUAACUGUAUAGACUCAAGGCUUUCAAACACACAGUCAAAGGAUUGUGGCACCUACGGGUAUAACACAACAGGAACCAGCUGCCCUCCCGCAGCCAGCGCAUCGGAUGGGCCCAGCCCUCCCUCCUCCCUCUACAGUGGAACUGAAAGAACCCCCGGCUGAGGGAGGUCCUGAAGACCCAUUCCUGAUUCAUCCCAAUCCAUUGUGGCUUGCAAGACAGGAAUGCUGUUCGUCUCAGUGCCCAGUGGAGAUGGCAACGUUGGGAGGAACCCCUCCAUCCCCCAUCCCUGCCUUUUCUCCCCACCCUUCAUUUUUAUUGGGGCCGUGGGAUUGUUACUAAGCCACAGCCAAAUUAGUGCAGACCCUCAGCAGAUAGGGUUGCAUCUCCUGUUCCCUGUUUGGGGGAAGGCUGCAACAUGCAGCUGGAAGUGUACCCGCAUCACAGCUGGGCAUGCCUUUGGGGUCAGCAUAUCCCAGUGCCCUCCCUCCUCAUCUUCUUCCCAUCCCCAUCCCUGCCCCAUGUCUCAGUCCAAGCCUUAGGCACAAGACAGCGUGAGGCCAGGGAAGGGGACAAGGCUAGCGAGAUGGCUGGGAACCUCCCAACACCUGCCUGCAGACCCCUUGCCAUUCUCCUCACGUCCCCAUCCCCUGAAAGGAUUGAUGCAUCUGCCUUUGAGCUGUUGUGAAAUGCAGAGGCUGAAGAAUAGCUCCACAGGCAGCCCCGGGAGGAGGAGGGGAUUGAGGGGAAGGUGCCUCCAGGAGCAGACAGCUCAGCGGAUGGCUGCAGCAGCCAGCCUUGCAUCUCAAUGAGGAUAAAGGGCUGACAGGCAGCGACAGAGGGUGCUGGGGACAGCCAGGAAGAGGCUGAAGCAUCCUCCCUAAAACCCAUCUUCCUCACGCAGGAGAUUAUCCUGACCUGAGGAAAGACUGAGUCAGAAAUGAAUCCUGCUCGUCCAGACAAAACCUUCCCUGGGUUGUUUUUUUAUCCUCUAGAUAGCAGAGAAUGAAGGGGAACCUCAGCCUGGCAGAUGCUCUCAGGAGGCAGUGAGCAGGCGCCACAGGCACCGUCAAGGCAAUUGAGAAGGCGACAAUUGCCAGCACAAAAAUAACCUGCUCGGACGCAGUUCUUGUCUGGAAGGGAAUGCAGACAGGGGAAGAGGUGAUGGAGAUGGGAUCUUGACUCCUUCCCCAUGGCCAGAGCAAUGUUCUGGACCAGGAUGCAAGAGAUGUGUGAGUCUGAGACCUUAUUACAGCUGGCCACUGAAAGGGAAGAUUUUGCAUUCCCUCCUCAACCUCUCUGUCUCUUGCCAAUCUCUACCUCCCACCCCUGGCUCUGACAUGACCUGGCUUAAGGUUUCAGGUGGGGCAGGGGAUGCUCCUACAAUGUUUGUGGUGGCUGUGGGUUUAGGCUGUGCUUGUAUAAAGAGCUCAGAGUGAAAGAGGAUGGGUGGCAGUAAAAACGUUCAGCCUUUCCCUUCCUGGUUAGAUUACAGAGAGAGAGACGGUCUCAUGCAGUAGAUGCUGGACAGACAGCAGCAGCUCACAGCAUGGGCACCAAAGGUGUUAUGGUCAGUGUCAGGGUGUGAAAUGGCAGUCCAUGCACACAAACAAGGUGCCAUGCCACCCCUCCAUAGCAAGUAGUUGCUCUGCUGGGAGAGGAUAUCUAGUUUUCCUCAUCUAAAACUUAGAUUCAUCUUUGAAGUGAGAAAGAUUGGUUGAAAAUUUGCUAGACCUGCAAUGGCUCUUUUUGUGUGUGAGGUGCUUUGGCUAAAAGGACUGGAGACUGCAUCUAGGGGGAAUACACAAUGGUGGUACCAGCCCAUUGCCUCCAAAAGAAAACCCUUCUCUGGGGCUGCCUGCCCCAUAACCCAAAUGGUCUCUUGCUCUUGUGGCUCUCAGGCACAAUGCCAGACUGUGCAAAGCCACUGUUUUGUCUGCCCUGCUCUCUUGCUCUUAUGCACUCAUUUCUCCUUCAGCCAAUCUUAUUGGCCUUUACACAGACAGAUUACCUACAGUGUUUCCAUAGUCAGUGCUAUUCUCCUAAAGCCAUUCUGCACAACAGCUGUAUCCUCCUUCCCCUCCUUCUUUCCUCCUGGUGUCCUCCCCAGCACCACUGCAUGUCCCUUUGCCAGCUCUUUGUACUGUCCUGACAACAAGGUGAAGCCAAGCAUCACACCUGGACUUGAUGCAACAUGGUUAGGAAUAAAUGGUCAAUGAGAGGCAAGGAGAUGGAUCUGCCAGAAGAUGUGAAGUGGCUGAGACCAAGGUUCAGGCUGUCUGACUGCUUUACCAUUAGCCCCACCAAGUGCAAUGACUGCUUUGAGGAAAGGUCCUUUUGUCAAAGCUAAUCAGGAACAAUUGCUCAGAAGAGCAGGAUAAGAUGUGCUGCAGUGCUGGCUCCCAGCAGCUGCUGUGUUAUGCCCGGUGGCCUGGUGCUGCUGGAACGAAGUUUGUUGGUGGGGAAGGAGGGACGGCUCAUUUUUGUUUUGGAGACAUGACUGAAACUGCUGCAUCCCUUUCUGGUCUGACAGUCUUGGAUGGGAAGAGGGAAAGCGUCUGUGCUGAGUUCCUGGUGAACCCUGAGACCUCAUUUCAAGAAGAACCUUCCCUGGAGCAAAAGCAGAGCUGCUCAUCAGCAUGGAUGACAGUGCCUUCGCUGUGGGAAGAGGGGCUCAUGUGGGGGCUCUGCCAUUGCUCCACUGCAAGCAGAGGGAGAAAGAAGAGCAGGUUUGGAGGGAGAACCUCACAGAAUGCCACAAAUCUAAGUGUGGGAAGUAUCUGGGCUGCAAACAGUGAAUGUGUCCCCAGCCUUAGGGGCUCAUCUGUGACCUGUCUCAUUUCUUCCAAACAGUUUUCCUUCCACCAUAGUCUGUCAGGUUGAGAGAUAAAAGCUGAAGCACAGCUAAGGGAAGACAUGCAAUGAUCUGCCAGACUAGAAGCCCAUCCUGUUUCCCACAACACUUACCAUUCGGUCCUACAUGUCCCUUGAUGCAUACAUUCUGGGGGCAGAAAAGAGCCUGUACUGCCUCAUCUCAGGCUCAUGCCGGUGUCCAUGGGGUGCUGAAUUGCAGACAGGUGGCUCUGGGAACACGUGCUGCACAGACAAACACAAAAAACGUGGAAUGCCUUUAGAGAGGCUGCUUGUUGAGAGACAUCAUUAGCUUUGAGCUGUCUGCCUGUCCCCAGGAGUGGGUGGAACAAGGUGAGAAAAUAUGUAGGGAAAUAAAAAAGCCAAGGGAAGGGAAGGGCUGGUUGUGGAAGGCGAGUAUCUUGGGCUGGGAAAUUGAGACUGGUUUCGGGAGCGUGGCAGGGAAUUUUAAGUAGCACAGUGGAUACAAGCAAAGAAAAGCAAAGGGAAACAGCAACAUGCUAGAGCACCAGGAAAAGCUAACUGUAAUGCAGGGCAAUGCUGGUUAAAAAAGGAGACAGAAACCAAUAAAAGCAAGGGACCAUUGACCCAGGCGAAAAACAAAACAGCCAAGGUUUAUGCUUAUUGGUGAUUAUUUUCUUUUUCCAAUACCUAAAUACCACUGUAAAACGGCAUUAAAAAGUUAUUUUUUGAGGCCAUAGACAGGAACAUGGUACUACAUGAGCUGGUUUCUUUCACGUGAAAGGCUAUUCCUAGAAAUCAAAUGCAUGAGGUUCCCUGAAUUCCAGCUAUGGUUCAAAGAAUGCAGACCUGGGUCACUGCAAGCCUACAAAGCCAUAAGUGGUUCUGAACAUGUAAUCAUCAGACAUUCAUGUGCAAAUCUGCAUGGAAACAGUGAUCUGUUCAGCAGUGUGAUCUUAAAAAGUUGUAUUGAAUUGGGCUCCAUUUUUCCCCCGUAGAAUAUCUACAUCCUUCUCCUCACUGUGACUUCAAGACGGUGAUGCAAAGGUGCAGCAGAAAUGCAAAGUCACAGCCUGAAGCAGUGAUUGAGCAUCUGGUGGAAAGGCAGAGCCAACCCAGGGGAGCUCAGGUGCAUGCAAUGUGGUACAAUGCAAUUGAGUGACCAGAAUGGGUGGAGCCAGGAUCCACCCCUUCCCAGACCUCAUUUAAGGGCUGGCAGGGGGAGGUGGAGGUAUCUCACUGAAGAUCCCUGCCUCCUGGAAGUCUUUCUAAGGCAAGCAAUCUCUUUUUUCUUUUAUUUCUGUGUCCACAGCUGCUACAUUUGGGCUUAUUCUUAUUUGCUGCAGCCUAGAACUGUGCCACCUUACUAUAAUUGCUGUAUUUUCCAUCAUGUUAUAUAGCUCUGCCUUACAAAAGGCAGAGCAAAUCGCUAAGUAUUUAGUGAAUUAUGUCUAUUAAUAGGGUGAUGGGAAACUAUUUCAAACUAAAGUUAUCUCAAAAUUAUCUCUCUUUAUCUUAAUUGGAGAUAAAGAAAAUGUUGUUUGUUUCUUUGUUUUUACAAUAAAGACAGUGAGGCACUGGCAAAGGUUGCUCAGAGAGGUGGUGGGUGUCCUAUCUCUGCAGACACUGCUGGUCAGGCUGGAUGGGGCUCUGAGCACCUGAUCAGCCGUAGGUGUUUCUGUUCAGUGUGGGUGAGUUGGACCAGAUUGCCUUUAUAGGUCUCUUCCCAGUUCUUCUCUAUGACCUAGCCAGGAAUCAGCUAAGCUAGUAAAGCCAGUGUUCAUACCACGUGUUUCUGUAGUAGCUGUAGGUGUGUUCUCUUGUUGUUUAUCCUCACCAUUGCUUUAGAAGAUGUGUACAUGGGCUACUGGCUGUGAUGCCAUGCUACAGUGUCUCCUUUGAUACCUGGAAGCUGUAUGAGUAGAGCUCCUCUGUGACUGUCAGGCACAAACAUACUUUAGCAAAUCCCAGAAGGGUUGUUCUCCAUUCAAAUGCAGUAUCUUUCUGAUAGAAAAGAAUAUGGCCUUGGAACUUUGGCAUAGAAUGAGUAUCAAAAAUAGAGAACUCAACUCCCAUCUCUUCUUUCCAGGAAUGGUCAAACUUGCUCAACUCUAAGGUGCCCUUCCUAGACUCUUGCAUCAGUAUACAUUUAAUGUUUAUUUAAGCAGCUGUGUAGUUCCCAAAACUGGGACUGUCUCCCAUCUUUCCUUUGCUGUUCUCCCUGCAUGCAGGAGCCUCAAGCAUGGUGAAUGUAGGAAUGUUCAAACAUUCAUUCAGUCUGGCAGUGUCACAAGUGACACAGGCUGUCAGUUGCUGUUCCAAGAGGAAAGCAGGAGCAUUCAGUCUCUUCUGUAUCUUAUUCCCUCCCAGUACGCUACUGAGCAAUGAAACAUCUUCCUGAGAAGUGAUAGGAGUCCCAUUGCUUGCAGCUUUAAAAAACUGAACCAAGGAAAGGGAUAAGAGACCAAAGAGGAGAAGAGGAAAACAAUAUUACUGCUUUUAUUUUUUUUCCCCUUUUCUUUCUGGGAUUGAACUGAGCUGGUAAGUUGCUUUCAUCUCAGUGUAUUUAAUUUCUCACAAACCCAAUCUGAGAGGUCUUUUCCUAUGGGAAGAAUGAGCAGUGUCUCUUCUUUCUUUCACUAACCCCACAAUAUUAGCAUCUCUCCAAGGAGAAAGGAGGCAUAACAACUCUAACCAUCACUUCCUCACACCAUCAGGAAUCCUCUGUGGGAACUGAUCUCCUGCCCAACAAGUGACUGAUCCUACACCAAAAACCUUGAGUAGUUGUUCAGUUGGGAUGUUUAACUGCAGAACUACUGGUUUCUUAGGACAAGGUCCCAGCAGGAAAGGACUGAAAUACCUCUAAAGACAAUCAUAGCUCUGGGAGGCCCAGAUUAUUUUUUUUGGAUGCUCUCUCUAUCUCUCGGCUGGUUUCCAGCCUCCACAAUCUAUGCUGCUUGAUAUUUAGAUAGCUGAGUUGCUGCAUUCACUCCCUUCUGAGUACAGAAGGCUGGUGAAGCUGUUUGAUUUCUGAAGUGGUAGGCAAGAUAAGACUUCUUCCCCUGCCCUCUCCUCUUUCUCCCUGUGCAGCUCCUGUCCUUGCAGUUCUCAGGACCUGACUAGCAGUUUUUUAAAUGAGGUAAAAGUCUUAAUGUGAGGUGAAUCCUGAGACCACAAACAGUCUGGACUUCAAACAGUGAGAAAAUUGGCGCCGAAUGAUUCCGCACACAAAGCAGAAAACUUUCAUUUCCUGCAGGCAGGAUGGAAUUGACUGUUAUAUUAAGACUUCAGAAGGAGCACUGCCCCGGAGUAAUUUCACUGCUGUCAGGCAAUGUUGACAUCUAGAUUAACCUCUGUGCAGUGAAUUUUACAGCAAAGCUCAUUGUAAUGCAUGUGGGGUAUCUCCUGUAAAUCCCAGCUGAAGCCCAUAGUGUCCCACCCUUCUGCACACGAGAAAGGGUUGGGGAGCAGCUGCUAUCAUUUUUGACCCCAGCAGAGCGUGACUCUAACCUCAUCCAGGCCAUUUCUGCUGAAACUGAUUUCCUACCCUGCCACAGUGACAGUAGUUCCAGACAGUACUUUUUUAAUUCCCCAAAGAGGUUUACAUCACAAGGCUGACUUGGUUUUUUCUUCCCCUCAGUGACAAACGGGUCCCUUCACACAUCCACCAAACAACACAGAUCUAAUUAAAAUGCACUAGUUAACCAGUGGCAAUUAACUGCUUGCACUGAUUAACUCCAAAACAUGCAAUCCCUGCAGUGCAGUGAUCAGACCUGAAUGGCAGAUAAAAUCCCAGCUGUUGAGAGAUGGUGGCAUCCAACACUACUUACCAGCCCACAGGUGCUCUGCUAGCGCUGCCUACCAAACCAGAACUGCAUGAAUUAAAGAGAAGAGCACAGCACAAGUCAUAGGAAGUGGUAAAAGAAUCUCCUGACUCCUGAACUCAGGGUUCAUGUUGUUAAGAUGGAAGUUUAGGCCAGAACAAAGCUCUUUUGUCCUUUACUGUAAGAGCAGGCCAAGCAGCAAGGGUUCCCAGGCAAGAGCAUCGCAGCUUCUUUGCUCUCUUACUUGUGAAAACCAUCUUUUCUGUUGUAGGCAAGAUACACCUCUGAGGGCUACUUCUUCAUGGAGAAACAAACAAACCCCUAACAUCUAAAAAACUGGAAGAGAAAGGGAAAGGAGUAUUUGUUUGUUAUAACCACACCUUUUCCUUCAUACCCUUAUUUUCCAACUCAGAUAUUGCUGUACAGUCUUAUUGCAGAAAGUUCUAGGCAAGACACAGGCUAUCAGGUGCGGACUAGUUUAGUCACAAACCCUAAAGGCAAGAUCUCACUAGUAGCUCUAGAAACUUCAGAGCACACCCAUCCUUUCACCAAUAGUUGUUUUUAUGUGUUUGUCAGAGUCUUUGGAUAGCCUAUGAAGAGGUGAUGUGCCUGUAGUUCACCUCAUCUUCAAACGGAGUUGUGUGCCCCUGGCAUUUCUGAAAUCAGUCCCAUCAGGAAGAUUUCUUCAAACUAACAUUUACCAUUCCCAAUCAGAAUACAGCUGAAAAGGCUAUCCAAGGUUAUAGAGAAGGUCAAGCUGUUGCUUUGGACUGAGGAAGGAAUUUGAUGGACCAAUUUAACCGCCACAGCACAUCAAAACCUGGUGGCUUCAUUUAAAAAGUAAUCAGUAUUGUAUUUCGCUUUAGACAUCCGUGCAUUAGUGUUCUGCAAAUAUGAUUUCCUCUUUGUUUGCAUUAUUGAUGCCAUAAAAUGUCAGACACAUUAAAGAAAAAAAAGAAAAGAGGCCAACCUUUGGGGUUUGGAAUGAUUCUGGUUGAAUUGCAGUUGGGUUACUUUUCCUUUUAUUUCCCAUGGUAGUGAUGCACUCUUACUCAUUCUGCUAUUGCUUUACAAAGAGUUCUCUGUAAGUGUAUUUAUUCAGCCGACCAUAUUUCAGGAAAUGCAUAACCUCAAUACUUCAUUUUUUUGCUUUAUGUGGAAAUAUGUAUAUGCGUGUACUGGGGGGGAAGGGUGUGGGGAAGUGGGAGGGUGGAGAUCUUUCAAGAGCCUUCCGAUGCCUAGUAGUAAGUUGUUGUUGUUUUUUCUGUAAUGCUUUUUGAAGCCCUUCUGCUCAAGUGGCUGGAUUGAUUUCAUCUCAAGAACUAACUUUUGUGAUCAUGAUUUGAGGCCUUCUGGUUUUGCUCUGCCCAGAAUCUUAGUCAUUUGCUUUCACCAUUCAAGCAGCCAUCUGCUGUCCACAAUGGUGCCUAGAUGUCUACGCCACACAGAUUACACAGUACUUGAGUCUCAGGCAUGUGACAGAGGAGUUUCAGCUCCUUCAAGUUCUUGACCAAUGGCAAGCUUGCUGAUUUAGUUUGGUUCCUAAAGUCCUCCUCACUUGAGGCUCCCUAACUACUGUUCCCAAGGCAAAUACUAUUAUCUGCUGAGUGCUUUUUCUCCCAGACUAUUAAAGAGUGCAGGCUUUAGUAGCCAUAUACCUUCUAGUCAGCUGUCUAUAACAAAUGCUGAUCUAUUGUUCAAUAUAUUUCUAUGAUCUUUUUGGAAGAAUAUUCUCUCAAAGUGAGAGGAAAAACACCCUCCCAAUUUUUUCACUAGUUUUUUGUUCCUUACCUUUUCAAAGAAUUUUGACAGGCUAGAGGGAAAACUUGUCUGUCAGUCUGUCCUGUUAACUUGUUUCUGCUUUGAUGCACUCUCCAGGGAGCUCAAACGUGUGGUUUGUGUGGUUUCCCACCAGCUUAGCUAGCAUGAGAAUUAAAGCAGCUCUGUCUUGAAAGUAAAAGCAGAAUGGGAUGGAAUUAUCUCCCCUCUGCAGCAAUUUUCAUCAUUGCUAAGAUUUCUCUUGAGCUUUUCCUUACACUUAUGACAAAACUUGUGAGCAGGUCGAGAUGGAUGAGAUGAAGGAAUUUAAAGAAGGGACCUAGGCGCUGGACUUCAAAGUUAGCUGUUCAACAGCUAAGCUCUCCCUUGCUUCAUAAAGCAAGAAGCCCCUAGCUUUUCAUUAGCAGCUUCUUGUCCAGCUUUCAUGUUCAUAUUCCUGUCUUGAUGGCCUUCAGAUGAUCUCCAAAUCUUAUCUAUCUCCACAGAUCUAUCUCUGGGGUAUUCAAACAGCCCAAAGAUGAGGCAGUAAGGUCUGAAUGGACAUUUAAUUCAGUGUCCUUCUACUCCUUUUUCAAAGGGACAAAGAUAGCGAAAGUGCUGAAACAGGAUAAGUAGAAGUAGUGCAGUUUCUUUUUAGACUGAAAUAUUUAAGAUGCUAUGAAGCAGUACCUAUAAAUAUGCCUUGAAAUGUUGAAUGAGCACAAGAAGUCUAUUUGACUUUUGUUUUUAUGCCUGUAAUUUCUCUCACCACGAAUCCAGCUGUUACUCAGCCCCCAGCAGGUUGUUCUGAUUGCUGGAGAGAUGGUGGGGAUUGAUUCUGGCUGGGAUCUGUUUGAGUCCAGCCUCGUUCUCAUGUAGCUAGAUUGAGACAAUAGAAAUAAUCAGCAAGGGACUGAACUGUUGUUCCUGUCUAACUAAACCUUCUUGUGCAACAGCAAGUUAAAUUCUGAAGGAUUUCAACACCCAUAACUUCAUCUGAUGUCAGUAAAUCUGUGGAUACUGAAGAUCACUGAUAUGUUAGGAAGAUAAUAGCAGGAGAGAGAAGCAAAAUUCUUAAAGAAAACAAAACUAAAAAACCAACAACACUGUAUAUAGAAAGAGAUUAGUUGGAUUUUUCAUAUUAUAUGCCACAGUUGUAAAAGAAUCAGAAAAGGAACAGAAUUCUGUCAGCAAAGGAAACUGACCACCAAGACAGGAGCAGGCCUCUAUCUUACAGACUUCCCCUUGCUUUUAAUGUCUUUUGUCUCUUUCUGCUAAUAUAGGACAAAUCUUGUCUUAUAACUUUCAAGAAAUCCGAAAUUAAUGUAGAAGUCAAGAUGGGGAGAGGGAGAGAUCAAACUCUAUAUGAUGAUGGUGGUCUGCACAGCUGUUAAAUCUUUUUAGUAACAAAUGUUUGUACUUUUUUAAGGCCCUGUAUAAGGUUCAAGUACUACUCACAACAACUGCAAACCACUUCAAUCCUCAAGAACAACAAAAACAACCCUUUAGUAAGGGGGAGAUUUCCCUGUCUGACCGAGUGCUGGAGCAGCUUCCCUGCGGAUCAGCACCGCGGACAGCAGCCCCACCUGCUGCACUCACCCUCAUUGCAGAUAACUUGUUUUCAAGUGCUGGAGGUGGGAUGGUUUAAAACUUGAACAGCUAAUCUAAAAGAACAAAAAUUCCCAGAGUUAAACCCUCCAACCCACAUGUUUUUUCCCCCCAACGUUAUUUUUCCACCUAUGAAGUCUAAGUCUCUUGCUUGGAUUGUGAAAUGUUCUUAUCUUCCAGUCUAUUGGGACAGCCUGGCAUAUGGAGAGUGAGUGUUCUGUUAGAAGUGCAGAAAUUGAGCAUUUAUUUUAGUGGCAGGAUCAUGUGAUUUUUCUUUGCCUAUCAGCUAAAUUUACUGUUUGUAAAGCACCGGGAGACAAAUUUAUUGGAAAAUUCAAAGCAAGGGGCAUAAAAAAUAUACUGUGGACCCUGGAAAUCAUUUCGAGAUCAAUCUAUAAGAAAAGUCACAUUACUAUGUAAUGGAGAACUGUCAGAAGAGAGUCAACCAAAGAUUAAAAGCUGUGUACAAAAGAGCAAGCAUCAACCGACAGAGCUCUGGAUGGAAGCGGAGUCAUAUCUUCAGUAUUCAGAUUUCUCAGCUGGCAUUGCUGGUAUUUCAUCUGUUGGUUUUCAUCUCCUGAACCUCAUCAUUGUCAUGAGAGUCUAUUUUAAAGGAUGUGAAGGUCCAUUCUAUCCCUGAAAAACAUAAACUGAUCAAGACAGGACAGAAAGGUGGGGUAUUCAUCUUUUUGUAACCACUUUUCCCUGUUUCCAUUCCUCUACAUACUCCCCUGCAGUGAUUGGCAGUAAUGACUAUAGGACAUCCAGACUGAGAUACGUCUGAGACAAAGGGCCUCAGAACUUGGGAGUAGCAAUACUGAAAACAAGGAAUUGUGGUUGUGUUUCUGAUGUUUAUGGCCAUCCAGAAGUCAGAGUGAACCUGCAGGGGACUGUAAAGGAUAAUUUAAUAAUGAGCUCAGAGAGCUAAUGGUGAUGAAGGAAGGGAGCAAGGAAGGCUGCUGGAAUGCAUGGAGGGAAAGAAAAUGGUCCAGAAUUUGACUCUCAGUGAGAAGUCAGAUGUGAUCUGAGACAGAAGAGAGUCCUGAUCAGGGAUGGCUGUGGGGAAGCGGUCACUACAAAGUGAUGCAUGUACACCUGAAUGGGUCCUGAAGACUUGGAGAAACCUUGCUGGGCUCCUCUUAGGCCCAUUUUCUUUGCAAGUACUACCAUUUUCACUGUGUUUAUUCUUCUGACAGCUCUUCUUUCAGCAUAAACAGGCUGUCUUGUCUUAGCCCCUCCCUUCACUCCCCCUGCUCAGCCCCCAUACUAUGCCAAUUGCCUGUGUGAAAGCAAAUUGCCUUUUCUUCUUCUUCUUCUUUUUUUUUUUUAAACAAAAGUGUCCUUUUAAAUUUUCAGCUGAACUGAAAGGCAAUUUCUUGCAUGAGAGCUUUGUAUAGAUAGGCUUAUAGCUAAACAUAAAUAAAUACACUAAAUAACCUCUCCCAUGCCCACCUUGUCUUAACAGAGCGCUACCUUACAUGCAUUAUUUCAAUAGAAAUUAAGGAUUUUUGAAAAGGCAAACUGACACUGAUUCAGCCUUCAGCAAGCACUAGAGCUUCCUUUGUCCCCUCUGGGUCAGGCAGGAAGGAGGCAAAGUUUCCCCUGGUAGAGGUGAAAGAUGCACAUAACUAUCCUGGGCGAAGACUGUAUGGGGUCUUAAAGCUAUGUUUGGAAAUAGGUUUUAGGGGCUCCGGUGAUUUCUGUGACAGCUGUGUUUGGUGCAGUGUUGUCAGGUCUGUAUGAUGAGGCAGAGAAACCACUGUGGUUGCCUAUGCUGGCACUGUUUAAUCCCUGUUAAUGUUACCAAAAGUCUGCAUAAGUAGAAAACAAAUCCUCUGGUGAUGCUUGCUGAAUAUAUAUAUAUAUUUUUAACCCCAUGCACUAAUCCAUGUGUUUGCUUAGUUUGGGGUUUCCUUUGCAUCUUUUGGUUUCUAUUUGCGAUUUUGCAACUGAAUAGCUGGCUCUCAACCUUUUCUAUGCUGCAGUUCUCCCCCUUUUCCAAACCGAAACUCACUCUCCUCCCCAGCGGGAACAAUACAGGAUAUCCCUAUAGGGAGGGCCCAGCAGGAGCACCAUGGCUGUUAUCUGCCUGCCCAACCCACCUCCACAAAGAGAAUGAGGUAGCCUGAUCUGGCUACUGGCCAAGGUAGGAUCACUGCUUCUCUACCUGCCACGUUGUAUACAUCCAGCACACUGCCACCAUGGAAGGGGAUGACUGAUACAGCGCUAGUCAAACUUACUUACGAAAAGACUUUUUAAAGAAAAGAUUUGCAUUGAGGUCAAGGGACCUUUUAAAGUGCUGAGGUUAUUUACCCUCUCCCAGACCUUCCCUUCCUUCCUGCCCUUUGUUGUCCUUAAUCCUCUUCCCCAGCCUUGAAAUGAAACAGAAAAUUAUUUUUUUAAAACCGUGUUAAUAUUUUAUGUUUAGUAUAAACAAUGAUUUAAUGGCAUCACCAAAGGUCAUUUUUCAUCUCCACGUUACCACCCCAGCUCCUGAGGCCAUCUGCCCUCUUCUCCCCAUGGUACUACUGGCCCUCCCUACCAUUCACCUUGAUCAUUCCCCACCCCUCCCACCCACACCACAGCAUAUCACACCCAGAGAUGUGCAUCAGGUUCAGCCAAUGACCAUUGGAGAAAACCACGACAAACUGGAACCACUUCCACCUUCAAAAUAGUUGCUGCAAAUGAAAAGCAGACUCAUUUCUUAUGUAAUUUUUUUUUAAGGCCUUUUAUACCUAUUUACAUGUGUGCGUGCACCCUGUGUACACAGGGGUGUCUGUGCAUACAGAUGCACAUGAAUCUCUCAAAUAUGAAUAUAUUGUAUGUUAGAGCUGUAAAUAUUCCUUGGUCAUGUGUCUAUGUCUUCUUCAAAGUAUCAUAUCUCCUCAGUGUUACGUUAACAACUCCACUUACUGAUCGAUGAAACUGUGUGUAGACCUGUACCCUCCUGACAUAGUUUAUGUAGUUAUCUCUUCUCAAAUAAAGUACAAAACUACUACUA
This is a messenger RNA of Coturnix japonica (Japanese quail), 16638 nucleotides long. It is a transcript of the gene NTRK3, whose product is annotated as neurotrophic receptor tyrosine kinase 3. Gene Ontology annotation, cellular component: signaling receptor complex; plasma membrane; axon. Gene Ontology annotation, biological process: positive regulation of phosphatidylinositol 3-kinase/protein kinase B signal transduction; cell surface receptor protein tyrosine kinase signaling pathway; multicellular organism development. The record is from RefSeq and is a predicted model, not a curated record. Gene Ontology annotation, molecular function: neurotrophin receptor activity; transmembrane receptor protein tyrosine kinase activity; ATP binding. Lineage: Eukaryota; Metazoa; Chordata; Aves; Galliformes; Phasianidae.